GGGAACUUAUACGAAAUUCUCAAUAUUUAUAUGGAACUCUAAGGAACAACUAGACACAAAUAUUCACACGAAGUAAAUCCAAGUCUUUGGAGAGUUGUAUGACUCUUGUAAAUGGUCGAAAGCUAAUCGAAAUUGGAAGAAAAGAAAUGGAAGAGGAGAUCAUUACUGGCAUGGACUGGUGCCUGGUCUCCGCCCGGUCAUUCCUGUGCCAGCAACAGCGACCUCAUCCCUUGCAGAGUGUCACUGCCCACCGGCUGCAGAUGCCCUGGUGGUUUCCGCUCCUGGAGAGCCUCUUCCUGCUGCUGCUGGUGAAGCUGCUCCAGCUGUAGACUGACCCCCGCCCUCAACUGUUGCCCCGCUUCCUUUGCUAAUUGCCGGUGGUGAUGUAAGCCAACAAUGGAGCCGGCUCGAACGGGGCGACAAAUGUCACACAUGCUGCACGUAAAUCACACUGGAAACUGUUUUUCUUGCCACACACGAUAAUUUGUCAAGGGGGUUGGGGGCUGGGGGUCGGGUGGAGACGAUUCUAAUUAAAUUGUUCA
This is a messenger RNA of Drosophila subobscura, 542 nucleotides long. RefSeq lists its product as uncharacterized. The coding region runs from base 99 to 329 and encodes 76 amino acids. The record is from RefSeq and is a predicted model, not a curated record. The transcript has a single exon. Lineage: Eukaryota; Metazoa; Arthropoda; Insecta; Diptera; Drosophilidae.